AACGCAAAAAUGCAAUAAUCGAUUCAAGUUAUCGACAUUUUCGAUAAGUAUCAUGUCAUUAGAACAUCACUUAAUGGAGUAUAAGUCUCCGGCUAUAAAUCGGUAUAACCUAUACGACACACGGUUCCUCUUGAUUUCUUUUAGCUAUUCAUCUUGCCUUAUAAGGGAAUACUUUUUUAAUCACUGACCACUUCAUUCCCAACAUUUGAGGUAAAAUAUUUAAGUUAAAACAAUGUCCGAUCCUCGUAUAAGAACUCUAAAAAUUAAAACUGGAGUAGUGAAACGUCUCGCGAAAGAAAAAGUCACUUAUGAGAAAGAAGCAGCACAGCAACGUGAAAGGAUACAAAAGUUAAAGGAACAGGAUAAAGAUGGAUAUGAUAUAAAAAAACAAGAAGAAGUACUUCAAGAAUCACUCAUGAUGGUGCCAGAUUGUCAAAGACGUCUUGUAAAAGCAUUUGAGGAACUUAAAAAAAUUUUGGAUACUGAACAGGAUUUAAAAGAGGUUGAAGAUUAUAUUGAAGCAGAAAAAGUAUUAAGAGAAGCAGAAGCUCAACUUCCUAAAGAAGGAGAAAUAAUGGAAAUGUGUUAAGAGACAAAAGCCUAAUAAUUUUGUUAA
Molecule: messenger RNA, 616 nt
Organism: Megachile rotundata (alfalfa leafcutting bee)
Lineage: Eukaryota; Metazoa; Arthropoda; Insecta; Hymenoptera; Megachilidae
Product: Tubulin binding cofactor A
Biological process (GO): post-chaperonin tubulin folding pathway; tubulin complex assembly
Cellular component (GO): microtubule cytoskeleton; cytosol
Molecular function (GO): beta-tubulin binding
Source: RefSeq, a predicted model, not a curated record